AAACUGGUUACCUCAACCUCCAUUUGUACCUUACGGUGUUUUGCAGUUAAGACAAUCAUAAACCGAUAAGAAAUGAAGAAAUGAGAAUAUAGACUAGAUUAUUGCAUGCGUGCUACUACUAAGAAUAUAUUAAUAUAUUGUCGUAUUGUUUCUACCUGUUAAUAAUAUUAAUUCACCUGUUUUUUCACAUGAAUAUAAUGACGUUGAAAGAUGUAGCAGUUAUUUUACGAAACGGUAUUUAAGCUCAUUGCAUCAUUUAGUUCUCACAUCUUGAAUCUAGAUGCUCUUCCGAUUUUAAUUAACACUGUUUAUCGUUAUCAAACGUAACAUAUUUGUUAAUACCUCCUAAAUAACAAGAGCUAAUUAAGGAAACAUUUUAUGUGAUAAUUUCAACGACACAUUCUCCUAACAAAUAACUCUCCAUCCUAAAAUUAUAUAUUUUGUUAAUAUUCUGAUGCUACAAGAUGACACGUGCUAUAUUUCGGUAUUUAUUACGAAUUCUUGUGAUUGGACUAUGUUUACUAACUAUAGCCUGGUUCAAAAUGGAUUUUAUUUUUAAGAAUUAUUGGAAGGAUCCAGUCUUUAAGAUGAAACACGAAAGAAAACCUGAGCAUACUUCUGAUGAAUAUCUCAUUGAUACAAUCGGUUGUAAUAUACUAGCAUUCCAGGUUCCAUUAGAUGAUUUUGAUAUUAAUCGUUCUCCAGUGGUAUGCCCUGGUCCACCAAGGUUAACAAAAGUCGUUGGUGCAAUGUUGUACGUGAACCAAUCAAUUAAAGCAGUUCAUUACUCGGACAAAAUUAAACGCUGUCAGAAGUGGAAUAUUAAACGAGGUGACAACGAUAAUAGUAUUGUUCUUGGAAAACCGAUUACCUUUCAUAACCAAACGAAAAUUGAUGCAGAGUUCAGUUUGAUAAAAUGUGAAGGAGUUAAUAAUUCCGUGUUAUAUACAGAUUUCCACAGUCGUAUCAUUGAUAAAGAACAUGUUCGGAAGAAGUUGAAAUCUCAGUCUGGUAAAAGAGCUGAAGAUCGUCCGCUUAGUGUUCUUCUUAUUGGAAUUGAUUCAACGUCUCGCAAUAGCUUCUCUAGACAAAUGCCUCGUUUAAAGAAGUACCUUCUAGAAACACUAAAAGCUUAUUCGUUCCCUGGAUUUACAAGGGUUGGUAAAAAUACCCUACCAAAUUUACUAGCAUUAUUAUCAGGAAAAUUUUUGGAGGAGACUAAGUGGCGUUCCGGCCAGGUUUAUGAUUCCGUGGAUCUUUUAUGGAAAAACUAUAGUUCGAGAAAUGCCAUAACAUUUAUAGCAGAGGAUGACCCCGACAUAACAGCAUUCAAUUAUGCAGCGCGUGGUUUUCGAAAACAACCAACUGAUUAUUAUUUUAGACCUUUGACUAUUGCAAUGAACAAGAACAAAUUUCGGAACAAGUUCUGUGUAGGCCCCCUUCCUGAGACGGAUUAUGUAGAACAUUAUACCAAGCAGUUUUUAGAAAAGUAUAAAACGUCUUUUUAUUUUGCUCUCACAUUUUUCACACGUUGGACGCACGAUGACUUGCAUGGUGCGGCUAGAUGGGAAGACAAGCUUUUGGGGUUUUUUCAGUGGCUUCAUCAAUCAAAAACACUAAACAACACUUUACUACUUUUCUUCGGGGAUCAUGGUUACCGCAUGGGUGGAUUUCGUACAACUGUCGCUGGAAGUCAUGAAGCAAAUUUACCUUUUUCAUUUUUUAUUGUCCCAGAAUGGUUCAAGAUCAAACACAAAUCAAAAGCCAAUUCUAUUCAUAGAAACCAAAAUCGUCUUGUGACACUUUUCGAUUUUCAUGCCACUCUUUCUGAGAAUCUGAACAGAGGGGAACAAACUCGAAUGAUGACGAGUAACAGAAGCAUCAGUCUUAUGUCACCAAUACCAAGUAACAGAACUUGCAAGGGAGCAGAAAUACCUGCACAAUUCUGUGAGUGUUUCUCAGCAAGAAAGCAACUGAGAGUUAAAAAUGUGAACGUGACCGAAGCAGCCAUCGCUGUUGUGAAAACACUGAAUAAACGUUUAGAAAAAGCAAAAGCGAAAAAAUGCGCAAAACUGAAAUUGAAAAAGGUAAUACGUGCUUAUAAAUAUAGAACUACAUACUCAGUAACGUUAAAAGUGUCACCAAGUGAAGGAGUUUUCCAAUCUUUGGGAGAGUAUCGUGGGAAAAACUUUCACCCGUUUGGAGAAAUUUUACGAAUCAACAUAUAUGGUAACCAAUCUCAUUGCGUCAAAAUACGUAAACUGAAACCGGUUUGCUUUUGUACGAAAACCGUUUGAUUUCUAUUUAAUCGUCUUUUCUACAUUCGUUCAUAUAACUUAUUAAAUGUUUUCUUAAAGGUUUCCAGCAUCAAACUAAACACAUGUAACA
Octopus sinensis (East Asian common octopus) is the source of this 2388-nucleotide messenger RNA. RefSeq lists its product as uncharacterized. NCBI's taxonomy places the organism in Eukaryota, Metazoa, Mollusca, Cephalopoda, Octopoda, Octopodidae. The coding region runs from base 465 to 2297 and encodes 610 amino acids. The record is from RefSeq and is a predicted model, not a curated record. The transcript has a single exon.